CCGCCCCGGCCCCAGGCCCAAGCGCCAGGGGGAGGAGCAGCACCCGGAUCCCGCUCUGGCUCAGCGAUCCCCAAGCGUCUGCUCAGGCUCAUGAAGGAAACACCUGGGAUCUCACAUCAGGAGUUGCUUGACUGUUACUGAGUGACUUUGGAAAAUCUUGAUUCUUGGACCAAGAAAUGAGGCUUAGAAAUUCAUUCAGUGAAGCAGGUGGCAAAGUGGUAGAUUGGAAAGAGAUAGCAGCUUCACAGGAAGGAGCUAGCAACUCCUGGGUUCAGAUCUCAUGACAGCGUUAACUAGGAGGGAGAUUCAGGCACUAGAGAGCCAAGCCAUGCCAACAUCCACCACGGUGCUUUCAGUCCGAGCCCUGCACAGCCAGAAUUCAUAAUGACAACAGUGACGGUGACCACAGAAAUUCCUCCAAGGGGUAAGGGAGAAGACAAUUCUGCCUUGUACGCGUCGACAUCGGCUCACAUUAUUGAAGAAACUGAAUAUGUGAAAAAGAUUCGAACUACUCUAGAAAAGAUCCGAAAUCAAAUAUUUAAAGAUGAAGCAGGACAGAACAGUGUAAAUCACAAACUGGAUGCAAAGCAUCCUGGAAACUUUCAAAAUGGCUCUGAUUCUGAAACGGAUCCUUCUUGCAGCAGUUUGGAUUUGCUCAUGAAAAAGAUGAAAGGCAAAGACCUACAGCUCUUAGAAAUGAACAAAGAGAAUGAAGUAUUGAAAAUAAAGCUGGAAGCCUCCAGGGAAGCAGGAGCAGCAGCUCUGAGAAACGUGGCCCAGAGAUUAUUUGAUAACUACCAAACAAAAUCUGAAGGGAUGAGGAAAAAGCAUGAAGACAGUCAGCAUUCACUCCAGGUUAACAAGCUUGAAAAAGAACAGAAAUGGAACGAACAUGUUGAACAGCUGAAUCAAGUUGCUGAAAAACUUGAAGAAAAACACAGUCAAAUCAUGGAAUUGGAGAACCUUGUACAGAGAAUGGAAAAAGAAAAGAGAACUCUACUAGAAAGAAAACAGUCUUUGGAAAACAAGCUGCUGCAACUCAAAUCCAGCACGACACAUGCUAAAAGUUGCCAGGAUCUUCAGAUGGAGAUUUCCAUUCUACAGGAGCAGAUCUCCCACCUGCAGCUUGUGAUCCACUCCCAGCAUCAGAGCCUGCGCAGUGUCAUCCAGGAGAUGGAAGGAUUAAAAAAUAAUUUGAAAGAACAAGAUAAAAGAAUUGAAAAUCUCAAAGAAAAAGUUAACGUCCUCGAAGCACAGAAUAAAGAACUAAAAACCAAGGUGGCACUUUGGUCUGAAGCUCCAAGGACAAAAGUAUCUACAGCUGUCUCUACAAGUGAAUUGAAGACUGAAGACAUCUCUCCAUACCUGAUGUUGAUUAGACUACGAAAAUGAACCGGCUGGCUGAAGAUCCUAUGAUAAAGACUAUGUGGCUCUAAUUUAGUCCUUGAAGCUCAGCCCUGACUUCCUCAUAUUUAAACAGAAUUUAUUAUAUAUAAGUAGUUUUGCAGGAAGAUGGCCUUCCAAAAGGUCAGACAAAUACAUAUUUAAGGGAAAAACUCUUUCUUCAAAACUUACCAAAUAAGUGUAGAAACCAAGCAGUUUCCCACGAUGGAAGAGAUUCUGCUUUACAUUUUUAAAAAAUCUGAGUUUCGUUUUCAGACUUUGGCUAAAGGGACUGUUUUAAGGUUGUCAACUCUAAACUUUAGACAGUAGUUUUUAGGCAUACAAUUGGAAGAAUAGAGUGUCUGUAUGAACAAGCACUAAAUUUUAAAAUUGACCUUUGGAUAAUAAGAAAGAUCUUACAACAUAAAACCCUCUGCAGAUCCAUCGUUAGUGGGAGAGGUACCUCCUACUGAAACAUGGCAGGAGGAGCAGAUUCUUUUUAAUUAAUUGUUCAACCCAUGGUCUUCUCCAGUUAAGCACUGUGGUAGCUGCCUGAUGGCACCAUAGAAAGCUACUGGUUUUCAAUUGCUCUGGGAUUAAAAAUUGGUUGUUGAUGGUAACCUAGACACAAAGCAUCCAGGGAUGCUCACUGUGCACUCUGCCUUUGUGACUUUCUUCUUGAUAUUAAUAUCGCCUAAUUAAAAUACUUGGGGAAAGAGUAGAAUAUAAUGCUGUUAGCACACACCUCUAUAAAAAUGUAUAUAUUACAGGUUCAACAAAAUUGGCUAUUGUCUGCAGCCAGGAAGAAUCUGAAUUCAUGAAAUGCAAUGACAUGUCUAGUGUUCUUGUGUGAGUGUGCUGAAAUUUCAAGACACACCUUCCUUAUAGGUGGAGUUUGUGGUUGCUGUGAGUAAAAGCAAACUCUGACUUGCAGAAAUGCAAAUGUACUGAUACUCAGGAAAGCAGAACACACUUCCGUUAAAUGAAUGAUGAGAGACCUCAGUCAUCCUAAAGAGUGAAUUCCCUUCAGGCCGUUGUUUUUCCUCUAUGAUGUAUAACUUUAAACAUUUUCUCAGGAAAAGUGCUUCAAGCCUUUCGACGAGGAAUGUGGAAUAUCAGUGUUUUUUAUAAAAUGUUUGAAGGUAUGUAAACAUGAGCUGAAGUGAUGUAUUUAUAAAUUCAUCCAAGUACUGUAACCUUUGAAAUGUUGCGUAAUUCUGUGUGUGUGUUUUAUGUCUCCUAGUGUCUUUGGAAACAUUUUUAUUGCUUGCUAAUUUUGCAGGUAUAGUUAACUAUUCAUUUUUGUUAUCACCAUGCCAGGAACAAUUCUGUGUUACUUGUAUACAUUCCUUUUGUAUGUUCCCAAACCCUCGGAAGCAGGUCAUAUUAUUAUUCCUACUUCCCCGAGGAAGAUACUGAAGAUGGUUAAGUCAUUUGCCCAGCUGCUAACUGUGGAGCAGAGAUUUGAACCUUUGACUUGGCCAUUGAUGUUUAUUCUACCUGCUCACUUGGUGGUCUGAAAUAUUUCCCAGCAAUACAAUUGCCUCUCUUUUUGCUACUUUAACAAACACACAGCUUCUUUGGUAGCUAUCUGCAUGAUCCUGUGGAUAACAGUCAGAAAUAACACUGGGCGGCGCCUGUAGCUCAAGGAGUUGGGCGCCGGCCCCAUAUGCUGGAGGUGGCCGGAUCAAACCCAGCCCCGGCCAAAAACCACAAAAAAAAAAAAAAAAAAGAAAUAACACUUACUGAUAAAAGUCACUAUUUUGCUGAAAUUAGUUGGCCUUUCAUCUGUUGGACUAUCACCAGGAAAACUCAGCUCUCACACAAACCUUCCUGCUAAAAAAUCUGAUCUGCUUAUUUCACACUUAUUUGUCAUGACUUUAUGCCACAGUGAAGAAUUUCUUUGUAAUACAGUUGUAGGGAAAUAGGGAUAAGGAAUCCGACUUCAAGAAUUUGCAGUGUAGAAAGAGAAUCCACCUGUCACUUGGAGACCAAUCAGGCUCUUCUUGUACCUCAAUCAUUGUGCCAUUUGGUAAUACAUUUGAGAUUUUGGAAUGGUCUCAUUUAAAGGAACUAACGACAACCUUGAUGAUUUCCAUUCAAAUAGGUAUUCCAAAGUCAAAAAUGGGAUGAUGCGGCAGGAUUUUCUUUUGGUUUCGCUAUGCUCAUUUUUGAACAGAAGUACAAUUGGACCUAGUACAGCCAGGCUCACUGUGGAGCGGGCUUUGGAUUUUCUGAGAAUAAGCAGUUUCAGUAGCCAAAAAUGAUCUGAGCUCUUCAGAUACAAAUGUAUCUUUAUAGUACCAUCAGCCAUAUCAUUUGUUUUUUAUAUAUGUAUUAUUUCUUAUAUCCUCAUUGUCUUGGCUUUUAUCAUCUGAAAUGUUUUUUCAAUAAACAUUUCUGCAUGACAAAACAAAAGGUUACAAUGGGGAAUGAAAUUUAUUAGUCUAAAUGUAGAACUAUACAGGAACUGUAAGGAAAGAAACACUAGUUCAGCUGUAUUCUAAAUAAUUGUACUUAUCAUUAAACUAAUCAAUAUAUUGGCUAAGAAAGUCUGAGGUGGGCCUUACGUUCAUAUAUGAAGUUAGAAAAUGAAAGCAAACUUGGUUCUACCUUGAUUACAUAUAUUUUAAGAAAUGUCGAGACUAAACAAUUGGUGUAAUAUAUCUUUUGAAUAAUUGCAUAUAAUAUGCUUUACAAUGAAGAAAAUUGAUCUUCUCUGUGGAUUUUUUGUUUGUUUUUAUUUCCCUUUACAUUAAAAUCAUCAUCCAUAGGGUGGCGCCUGUGUCUCAGUGAGUAAGGCACCAGCCCCAUAUACCAAGGCUGACGGGUUGGAACCCAGCCCUGGCCAAACUGCAACAACAACAACUAAAUAGCCAGGCAUUGUGGUGAGUGCCUGUAGUCCCAGCUAAUUGGUAGGCUGAAGCAAGAGAAUUGCCUAAGCACAACAGCUGGAGGUUGCUGUGAGCUGUGACACCACGGCAUUCUACCAAGUGUGACAAAGUGAGACUCUGUCUCUUAAAAAAAAAAAAUCAUCCAUAAAUUGAUCACUUUUUAUUUUGCUAUUUGUGACAAUAAAAUCCAUAAUAAAUGGAUUCUUUUUAUCAGUGAACAGAUAUUGAAAUACAUUCUUGAAUUUUUCUGCUAAUUUUCCCUGCAUCCAAAUUAACAGAGAAAAAUAUAUAUGUAUAUUAAGUUUUUAUUCUAAAUUAAAAAAACUAAGAGUUAUAAAAAUGAAAAGAACACAUACUUCUCAAAUUAUUUCAUAUAUUUCUUCAUUUUGAAAAUCUCCACAUCUCCUCUGACCUGCAAAUAAAUACCAAAUCCUCAUCAUAUCAGAGUAGUUGGCCUAUCCAGGCAGAACUGAACAGUCCUCCAACUAAUACCGUAAUCAUUUCAGUUCCUUCCCUUUCUCCCUCCUUACUUCUCUUUCUUCCUUUUUUCUUCUUCCUCUUAUUUUCAAUGGAAAAUAUUAAGGAUACAAUAAAAAUUUAAACAAACACAUUUAAUUGAUUUAUUACUAAAGUAUAUACUUGUGAUGGGGUUCAGGACAUACUACCCCAAAAUAUGGCAUCUUGGCAUUUGAGAAAACAGCAGAAGCAGGACGUUCCCGCUCACCUUCCCCUCUUCUCCACUGAAGCAGGUCAUGAAACCUAGCAAGGAUUUUUUUGACAUUCCCCCGUCAGAUGCUCAUUUGAGAGGGGCCCUCCCUAUACCCAGAGGAGAGGAGCAUCCUUAUCUCUGGAGACACAAGGACACAGAGAAGAAUCUGAACAAACAUUCUUUGCUAUUUUCCUCCCAGUUUGUUACUAUUAAAUAUUAAUCACACCCCCUUUGUAUAAUCAGACUUCAUUGUAACGAUCCAUGUCUUCAUCAAUUCAAGCAUUUAAAAAAAUGCACAAAGCCCAAAUGCCCAUCGACUCACGAAUGGAUUAAUAAAUUGUGGUAUAUUACACCAUGGAAUAUUAUGCAGCCUUAAAGAAAGAUGGAGACUUUACCUCUUUCAUGUUUACAUGGAUGGAGAUGGAACAUAUUCUUCUCACUCAGCAAAGUAUCUCAAGAAUGGAAGAAAAAGUAUCCAAUGUACUCAGCCUACUACGAAACUAAUUUAUAGCUUUCAUAUGAAAGCUAUAACCCAAUGAUAGCCCAAGAAUAUGGGGAAAGGGAGGGGAUGGAGGGCAGAGGAUGGGUGGAGAGGGUAAUUGGUGGGACCACACCUAUGGUGCAUCUUACAUCAGUACAUGUGAAACUUACUAAAUGUAGAAUAUAAAUGUUUUAACAAUAACUAAGAAAAAGCCAGAAAGGCUAUGUUAACCAGUGUGAUGAAAAUAUUUCAAAUUGUAUAUAAAACCAGUGCAUGGAGCCCCAUGAUUGUGUUAAUGUACACAGCUAUGAUUUAAUUUAAAAAAUGUAAAAAAAAAUGCACAGCAUUAUGCAUUUCUUCAGGCCUUCAUUUCCUUAUGAAGGCUCCUGUGUUACAUAAAACUUACAUUGAAUAAAUUUGUGCUUUUCUCUU
This is a messenger RNA of Nycticebus coucang (slow loris), 5899 nucleotides long. RefSeq names its product coiled-coil domain containing 68 (gene CCDC68). NCBI's taxonomy places the organism in Eukaryota, Metazoa, Chordata, Mammalia, Primates, Lorisidae. Gene Ontology annotation, biological process: intracellular signal transduction. Gene Ontology annotation, cellular component: intracellular anatomical structure. The record is from RefSeq and is a predicted model, not a curated record. Bases 385 to 1392 code for a protein of 335 amino acids. The transcript has 13 exons.